Tigriopus californicus is the source of this 1181-nucleotide messenger RNA. RefSeq lists its product as uncharacterized. The transcript is spliced from 2 exons. Bases 232 to 1053 code for a protein of 273 amino acids. The record is from RefSeq and is a predicted model, not a curated record. Lineage: Eukaryota; Metazoa; Arthropoda; Copepoda; Harpacticoida; Harpacticidae.
ACCUGUGCUUCCUGUUGAAUGCGUCAAAAAGUAAUAGGGGGAAAAUUUGCCCCGCCAUGUUCCUCGUGGGCAGAGAUGCCCAGGAUAACGAGGAUGUGGAGAUGAGCGUGUGAUUGUUGCCCAUUGCGCAUAGCUCAGCGGUAUAAAUAUAGGGAUAACACUCAAAUCUUCCACAUCAAUUGUCAACUUGACUCAACAACGGCAACACCUCACAGAUCCUUUUCCGGAAACAUGAAGUUUUUCAUUGUCCUAUCUGCCUUGGCUUUGGCCAAUGGCGAUCGCAUUCAAGGUCGUGGUGAACGACAAGGUCGUCAAUCCAACAAUGCUGUCAAUGGUGGUGUUGACUUCAGCGGCUGCCAGAACGACCCCGAGACUGGCCUUUGUUGUGUGGAAAAAGAGGAGACCGUGACCUCCAUCCAGAAGGAUCCCAUUCUUGAAUGCACCCACAAGAAUGUGGAAAAGUGUCACUACACUUAUGUGACGGAAUUCUCGCCCGCUCAAGAAGAGGUUUGUGAAGAGAACUUUGAAAAGUCUUGCCAGAUCACGUUCAAGCAACAAGCCAUUGAGGAGCAAGUGAAGAAAUGCUACCGUCCUUUGGAGAAGAUAUGCAAUGGUCAAGGACCCGAGGAGUGCCGAACUGUCUACGAGUCCUCUUGUACCACCAAGUACGUUGAGAAGCAAGCCGGCAAGUUCGUGGGCGACACCAAGUGCGAGAAGCUCCCCAUUGAGAUUUGCGGUGCCGGUUGCGUGACUGAGGAGGGUCCCGAGGAGUGCCACGACAAGACCAUCACGUCCUUGUUGGAUGUGCCCGAGGAGGUGUGCGACUUGAACCCCCAGAAGACUUGCCGUCUGCAAACCCGAUUGGUGCCCUCUCUCAAGCCUGAACACGAAUGUACCAUUAUCCCUCAAGAGAUCUGCAACCUGAAAUUCACCUCCCCUCAACAAGUGGAGAAGCCUUUGAAGACCAAGUGGUGUUUGGACCCCAGUGCCCCUGUUCCCGACCAGACCUACGAUGAGGCCAAUGCUGGUGCCGCUCCUCUUGGCCGAAAAUAAUCAAAAUCCACAAGUUAUCCGGGGAUGGACUAAUUACGGUUGGUUUGUCCCUGGCAGCCACUAUUUUGCCGUUAUCGUAUUUAAUUUAUCCAUUUAAUUUAUUGUGAUAAAUAAAAAAUGUACUUCGC